Bactrocera oleae (olive fruit fly) is the source of this 6461-nucleotide messenger RNA. Its product is annotated as phosphatidylinositol-3,5-bisphosphate 3-phosphatase MTMR3. Gene Ontology annotation, biological process: regulation of autophagy; phosphatidylinositol dephosphorylation. Lineage: Eukaryota; Metazoa; Arthropoda; Insecta; Diptera; Tephritidae. Gene Ontology annotation, cellular component: cytoplasm; membrane. The record is from RefSeq and is a predicted model, not a curated record. Gene Ontology annotation, molecular function: phosphatidylinositol-3-phosphate phosphatase activity; protein phosphatase binding; phosphatidylinositol-3,5-bisphosphate 3-phosphatase activity.
CUGCAAUUAAAAGUUCUAAUACGAAAAAUGUAAUCCGUGUGAAUCUAGUGCGCCAAGAGAAUUAUAUUAUCUCUUCCUUAUUAAUAUUAGUUGUAAUAAACGAGUUAUAUGCGAACACAAAUAUUGAUUGUGCAAUAGAUUAGUAAAUCUACUGAUAAUGUUUGUAAUUAAACAAGUGAAUGAUCAAUUAUUCCAUGUAACAACGAAAUUGGAAAGAAAAACUUGCAUUUAGUGACAAAGAAAAAAGCGGAAGAUAGAAACAAAGGUGGAAUAAAAGUGCAAAGGGUAAACAGAUGAAUGAAAUGAAUAGCAAAUAAAAUGAACCAUACAAAGGCCGAAUCAAGACGCAUAAAAUAUAGCAGUGGACGAAGAAAAAUCAAAUAAAAAUAAAUUGUCGAUUUUUUUUAUUCAUUCGCAGUAUCUGUAUUAAUUUUUUAGAAUACACAGUGUUAUAUUAUUGUGCCCACGUAAAAUAAUAAGAUAUUGACACAAGUAAAAAAGAAUCAAAUAAUUCCAUGUGAUUCGUUCAAUCCUUAGUGCAGUUGCAUAAAAUAACAAGCUGUAACGCGCUGACGUCAAUAUUGAAACGAAAUAAAAAACUGACCGUAAUAGAAGUUUUUGACCGAAUUGUUGGAAAUUAAUAUUGGUUAAAUGGAGGGAACGGAUGGAUCACCCCCACCUUCCUUGUGUAUUGUGCGCGCCACUGAGUUUUUCCCAAGAUUAAACAUGGAAAAAGAAGAUGCAGACUUGGAAGUACCCUAUCAAGAACUUGCUGGGGAAUUUGUCUUAUAUCUGGGACGUACUGAUGAUGGCAUUUUGUCGCUCUCAACAUACCGUAUAUUUAUACUUAAAAACUCUACCAACUCAGAGACAUCCGUGCCACUGGGACUAAUCGAAAGUUUACAGAUACGUGACCUGUUUCAUCUAAUCAUCAAUUGCAAGGACGCUAGCACCGUUAAAUGUUCCUUUGAAACAGCUGAACAGUGCGCCGAAUGGCUACGACGUAUACAGUUGUGCGUCGGUGUGCCAGAAACCUUAGAAUCGCUAUUCGCAUUUCCCUUUCACUCGUACAUGAGUGAUGCAAUAAAUAUGCAAAGCGAAGCUUAUAAUUCGCCCGAGUACCUGGAACGCUUACAACGCGCUAAACGUGCAGACGAAGAUUUUAUGCGCGAAAUCAUACGACUCGGUUUCGAUUUGAACGGAACGUGGCGUAUUUCCAAAACGAAUGAAGACUUUAAAUUAUGUCCGUCAUACCCGCAACGGUUACUGGUGCCGGCCUGCAUUUCGGAUGACAUGCUUUACGAGGUAGCGAAAUUUCGUGGCUCGAGACGAUUGCCAGCCGUUGUGUGGCGUCACAAAAAAUCCGGUGCAGUAAUUGCACGCUGCAGUCAACCCGAAGUGGGUUGGUUUGGUUGGCGUAACAACACAGAUGAACAAUUACUCAAAGCUUUGAGCGAGGCGUGUGCAUUUGAUCGAGGUGAACAAUUGCGUCGCCAAAGUCAGUCUAUCAACACGGCGGUACGAAAAUUGACAUCGAGCGAGAGUACACCCUCAAGCACUGACGGCAGUCAUGAGGAAGUAACGAUGGAUGAAGUGCAGAAAGUCCUUAUUGUCGAUGCGCGCAGCUACGCUUCCGCGGUAACGAAUCGUGCACGCGGAGGUGGUUGCGAAUGCAUUGAAUAUUAUCCGUCGGCUGAAAUCGAGUUCAUGAAUCUGGGUAACAUACAUGUUAUACGUAGGAGUUUUCAAGCGUUAAGACAACUAUGUGCUUCGCCAGCAGAUUGUCAAAAUUGGCUAGGCAUGCUCGAGAAGACAUUGUGGCUGCAACAUCUCUCUGGCUUGUUGGCCGCUGCCGUAACUGUUUGUCAUGCUAUUGAGAAGAAAGGGCGGCCAGUGUUGGUGCACUGUUCGGAUGGCUGGGAUCGCACGCCACAAAUUGUGGCCACAGCACAAUUGUGCUUGGAUCCAUACUACCGUACUGUGGAGGGUUUCCGCGUAUUAGUCGAACGUGAAUGGUUGAGUUUUGGUCAUAAGUUUUCCGAUCGUUGUGGUCAUGGCCCUGGUUCGGAUGAGCUGAAUGAACGUUGUCCAGUUUUCCUGCAAUGGUUGGAUUUGGUACAUCAAAUACACAAACAAUUUCCUUGUAGUUUUGAAUUCAACAUGGCAUAUUUGAUCAAAUUAGCACAACAUUCACAUUCAUGUCUUUUCGGCACCUUCCUAUGUAACACAUACAAGGAACGUUGCGAAAAGUCAGUGUUUGAGCGUACUUACUCAGUCUGGCCUUUCCUAUCAGGACCUAUGUAUAGAAGUCCACUUUAUUUACCAAACAAAGAUACGGUUAUUUGGCCUGCGCACAAUGUACGGGAUCUACACUUAUGGACUGAAGUUUAUUUGGGAAGUUUGGGAAAUCAAAAUAGCGUCGAAUUCGUAAAUAAUAGCAACGAAAAUUUGCAGGGAACGACAACUCCUUUGGCUAAGACGCGUUCUUACGGCGAUUUAGUGUCAGCAAAUAUCAUGCAGAGUGGCAUCUCAAGACGUUCCAGCGACCCAAAUAUGACUGUGGAACCGAAUUUAACAAUGGCUACAAAUUCUGAAAACAACUCCAUCGCCGAUACACAAUCCGAACGUGAUGAUUUGCCAGAUAAUGUAAUUGAAACGAUGCAGCGAAUUGAUAAUUUCACCACUCAGCAAAAUAAUCAUGAUGAAGGCAACUUUAUGGAUGCCGCAAACACUGCAGAGAACCCACAAACUAUUAAUUCGCAGUCUAGAGAAUUGUAUAGGCCUAUCAUUAAUACUGAAACGACUGUAGACUACAACAACAGAGCACUAUCAGCUUUAAGCAAAAAUGAGCACCAAGAGCACAAUGAAAAAAAUUAUAAUUCAAAUGACAUUAAGCCUAAGGCUAACGGUAUUGAACACCAAAAUGGCAAUACGAAGGCUGCCCACAGUAGCAGAGAUAUUAGAGAUUCGGGAGGUGGCGACGAUUCAAACGAAUUUAAAGCAAAUACAAACGACGAUCUUAUGAUAAGUGUAGAAUUGAGUGAUGCAGCCUUGGGCAGACACAGCAAUUGGCAUGGCGCUGUCAGCACUAGCACAGAUACUUUAGUACCCAUCGAAAGAAGACCAAGUACUAAUGGCGAAGAAAUAUCGUACUCGCCUGCCAAAAUGGAAGUCGAUGUUAUAGAUGGUUUUCGUACACCUGAAAAACUAUCCACAUUGGCGGACAAAGAAGAGCUUGGCUUAAGUUCUCCGUAUGUUCUAUUAAAACAAGAGCGACAAAAUUCUUCAACUGGUAAUGGCAACAAUGACAACAGACCUAACGCCAAUGGCGUUAAUAACAGUAUUAUGCCAAAUGUUCAUGGCACAAACGGUACCUCGAAUCGUCAAAUCUUGUCAAAUUCAUCUAGUAAUACCUCCGUUUCAUCUACAUCGUCUUCACUCAAUAAUUUAAAUACAAACAUGAAUAAUACCAACAGUAAUAGUAACAACAGCAUCGCAACAACAAUGACAACAGCUACAGAUCAAAGCGCAAAAGAUGUUGCUACAAUAGAUGUAGAAGCUUGUAUUGCUGCUACAGGCGUACAAGCGAAUUCAACUGAUGUCAUGAAUGAAAGCAUCAUGAUUUUGCCAGAACAUCGAAAAUUGCAAAUAUCUGUAAGUGGCAAGUGUGAGGCUAUCUCGAAUAACGGUUCGUCCUUACCAACAUCCCCAACAGGCUCUGACGAAAAGCCAAGUACUAGUCGUGCAAGUGGUCAAAACGGUAGAGGUGAGAAUGUUUGGAAUGGCAGAGGCACUGAGGGCGGUAGACAAAAUAAGAGUGGUGCCGGUGGUAGUAAAAGUGGUGCAGCCGGUGGUAGUGGUGCCGGUAGUGGAGCCGAUGGUAGCGCCGGUAGUGGUGUCAGUCGCGGUGGCGAUGGUGGUGACAGUCAUGGUGGUGAUAAUGGUAACGGUGAUGCUGGCAGAGCGGGUGGUGAUGCCGCUGGUGGUGAGGAAAACGGACAACGCCGUCGACGCCCUUCAAAUUCAAAUCGUCAAUAUGAUGGAUUUCACAUACGACAACCAGACGGAAGCAUACGUUAUUUUUUUACGGGUAAUCGUAGGCCUGGUAUACGCUCCUUACCGUUGUCACCGCCACCACGUCAGGAACGACCUCACCUGUUAUAUUCCUGCCCUGACGGUUUGGCGCAUGCGCUAAGCGAACAAAAUAUGCGUCUACAUCAAAUUGUGCAAGAACAUAUGUUAAGAGAGGAUAUUCUAUUGCAAGAAAUUCAUGAUAUGGAAAUUGAACUGCGAAGGAAAAGAUGUCCAAAUUGUAAUGCCGCUCAAAAUAGUGAUAAAAACGAAGAACAGUGUUCAGUGGCCGAUAAUUUAGAGAAUGCUUCAAUAUGCUCAUGGGAGGCUGUGGAAGAUCGCAGCGCUCCAUCAUCUAGCGCUAGUUCCUCCAUACAACAACCAAACACCACAAGUGCCCUCUGGGUACCAGACCAUGCUGUGAAACGCUGCACCAGCUGUCAAGUCGAAUUCUGGAUAGGCCGCAGAAAGCAUCAUUGCCGCUCUUGUGGGCAAAUAUUUUGCGCCGACUGCUCUGAGUUUUGGGCACCGCUACCUGAUGCAAAGCUUUUUAAACCUGUAAGAUUGUGUGGACCCUGCUAUCUUGCCGUAACUACGAGAAUAGAGCAACAGAGCAACGCAAUCAUUGCAACAAAUAUGCCAAAUUAUACAGCCACAACCACCAGCACAACGGCCAAUGCUGCCUGGACGACUGGAGGAGCCUCGCGAAGUUCGCCCAAAUUAGCGGUGUCUGCAGUCUCCAAUGCAACGGCAGUCAUAACCACAACAACAACUACACCUGCGUCCAGCACCAUAACGGCGACAGUGCUACAACAACAACAACAACAACCGCAGCGGCAACAACAACCUAAACAGCGACAUAAUGUAGCAACAGCAACUACAACAACUAAUGGAGCAUUAACUAACUUGCAUCAGCCAGUUGCAGUACACGGCAUCGCUGUUGCCACUGCAAAUACACCUGCCUCAAGUACACGGAUCAUGGCGCCAAUACCCAUAACAGCCGCGGCAGCAGCUGCCGCAGACGCGCUACAACAGCAGCAACAAAGACAAAAUGCAGCAGCAGCUGCAGCGACUGCAAGCGCUACCGUGGCCGUUGCAGCGGCCGAGAGCAGCAGCAUGUCGCACAUAUUAAUGACAGCGAACAAAAAUAUUGCAGCUAGCGUUGCAAAUUAAUGAACAAGAGCUAAAGCCUAAAGUGCAUCAUUUAAUUUUAUUUCGUAGCAGAAAUUGAAUUUUAAUGAUCAUUAUUUUUAUAAGAGACACCUCUAACUAAAAUGCUGUUAAAUCUGCUCGUAAGUAAGUUUUAGCAGCUAAUGUUGUGCUACUACAUCACACUACGGAGAGUGGCGAACGCGAGAGAGACUGUGCUGCCAGACUGUCGGCAACUUUGUUGCUAUCGUGCCUAGACAUGUGUGGAUUAUAAUGCUUAACGCCGCGUGCUUGUAUUAUUUUUUGAAAUACGUCGUAUACGUCGACUUUUGUUUCUUAACUUUUUAACUAUACAGUGGUCCGGUAAUGUACUAUUGCAUACGUUUGACCAUUGUAUAUGUUUAUUUUAUAGUAAUUCUCAAGAUAGAAUUUUACACUAAGAAUUUAUUUUAAAUUAAACUAACUCUUUGCAUAAUUAUUGAAAAAGGGAAAAUCGGGAAAUGCAAUUGCGGCGUCGAAGUGGUUUUUGCAACAAAAAUUUAUUUUAUAAAAUACAUUUUUUAAGUAAUUUCAAAAUGUAUUGAAUUAAUUAAGACACUUGACUUUAUAUGUAUAUGUGUACCUUUAAAAAUUGUUGAUUGGCGCUAAAUGGUAAACUAUUUUAGAGAAAACGUUAAAAUGAACUAAACAUUAUUGGAAAAUUUGAAAAACUUGCACUAAAUAAUGAAUUGAAAUUUGCUUUACAUGCGUUAUUUAAUUUGGUGCAUUUUAUUCACUUUCAUUAUUUGUUGUUACGAGUAUAUUACUACAGAAAAACAAAAUCGCAGAAAAACGAGUUAUAGCAAAAGUAAUAAAUUAAAAACAAAAAUAUAAAAUUGUAAUCGAAAUGAAAGAUAGUAAAAUCAUAAACCAAAAAUUAUAUAUGUAUAUGUAUAGAUAUAUAUAUACACACAUACACACAAUAUUGACGAACACAUUGAUCGUGUAAUUGUUUAAAAUGAAACAAGCAACUAGAAGCUGCGUGCUUUUACUUACUAAUAAAUGUGAAAUUUACAAUAUUUGAUUAUUUCUAAGGGAAUAUUUAAUGCAAAAUGGUUAUGUUUAAAUUAACUUUUCCCCUCCCUCCCACUAUAUUGAACACAAUUGAAUGUAUGUAUGUAUUAACUAUUAGGAAUUUUAAAUAUUAAAGAAAUUUAUCAUUAUUGCUUAUAACAAAAUAAAGCAGAAAGCAAAUGAAAUAC